AUGGGAGUACAUCCAUUAUUUUUAUAUUGUCAUUGUAACAAACAAAUUCAUAUUUAUCGGAACUACUGUGGAAAUGUUAGUUAUCCGAAGUUGAUUAUUGAUGCUACGGGAUCAGUCGUUAAACCUUUUACGAAAUUUGGACGAGAAAAAACAAAACACGUUUUCUUAUAUGAAGCUCUUGCCUAUGAUGAUGAUAAGAAAUACGGCUUUACUGUAUCCAUCAUGUUGAGCGAAAGGCACAAUAGUACAUCGAUUUUUUUUUGGUUGUCAGAAUGGUUAAAUUGUAACGUUCAGCCUCCGAAAGAUACAGUUUCUGAUACGUCAUUAGCGCUUUUAUCGACGACUACACGGUGUUUCACACAAUACUCUUCACUUAGAACAUAUUAUAUCCAAAUUUGUGUUGGUAUCGUCAUAAAAGAAUGA
This is a messenger RNA of Macrosiphum euphorbiae (potato aphid), 423 nucleotides long. Lineage: Eukaryota; Metazoa; Arthropoda; Insecta; Hemiptera; Aphididae. The record is from the annotation of a GenBank genome assembly.